Messenger RNA from Vespa crabro (European hornet), 804 nucleotides. RefSeq lists its product as uncharacterized. Bases 1 to 804 code for a protein of 267 amino acids. Lineage: Eukaryota; Metazoa; Arthropoda; Insecta; Hymenoptera; Vespidae. The transcript has 2 exons. The record is from RefSeq and is a predicted model, not a curated record.
AUGGCCGAUAAAAAACACAAACAUGGUGUAAAGUUAUACGUUGUGUGCGAAAGUUCUGGUACUGCGUUACGAAUAAAAGUAUAUACGAGAAGUGGUGACGAUAUAAGUGGAAAAGGACAUGUAGAUAAAGUUGUCUUUCAUUUGAUGAAAGAUUUUCUAAAUCAGGGACAUUCUGUUUUCAUGGACAAUUAUUACAGUUCUUUUGGUAUAGUUUCAAAAUUGCUACAAUACAAAAGUUACUGUACAGGAACAUUUAGAAAGACAAGGAAAGGAGACUUUAAGACUUGGAAUGAAUACAAAGCAACGUUAAAAGAAUACGAAAAUAAAUAUAAACGAAAUAUUUUGGAACCAAUUGCGUUCCAUUAUUACAGCAAUUAUAUGAACGGGAUAGAUCGCAAAGAUCAGAUGCUGUUUUAUUAUUCUUGCUCAAGGAAAACAUUUAAAUGUUACAUCAAAUUAUGGAUUCAUUUAGUUGAAACUUUGGUUUUUAAUUCCUUCAAUUUAUACAAAACAUACUCACCGACAAUAAGAACAUUGAGUUUUAACGAGUAUCGUCUAGAGAUUUUAAAAAACUUAAUUGGAAACCCCCGAGACAGAAGGUCGACAACACCAGAAACAAAUGAUCACCUACCUGGAAUUUUACUAAGAAAUAAAAAUAGGAAUGUAAACAGAAAGAUUUGCCGAGAGUACUACAAAGAAGGAAAAUAUAAACGUAGUAAUUACCUUUGUCCUGCUUGUAUCGGUAAUCCUAGAUUAUGUUUGGGAGAAUGUUUCAAGCGCUACCAUCAAACAACUAAUGUAUAA